CAUCAUACAUAGUGAGUAGUGUAGAGGUAAUAUACAUACAUAUAGGUAUAACUUUAUUGUUUUAAAAGCUACAAAGCGAAGCAUUUUGCCACGCCACAGGUGAAGAAAAAAGGGCAAUUUGGGGGUACACCGACAAAGGCGAAUUGUUGUGUUCCAUCUGGGGUAGUGCUGGGGCGCCAGAGAGUGUGUCCAAAGAGGGUGCAACGGGGUGUGAGGUAUAUCCGUGUGUUGAGGCUGUUGUACAGCGUGUAGGGUCCGGGGUAUGCGAGGCAGGAACCCGCACCACUAGGUUGAUUGGCUGUUGUUAUCCAGAGUUUGGUUUUGGUUGAUUGUUUUUCGUGCAAAGAGAGGAAGAGGGGACCCCCCGAAAGAGGCUGUCCGGGAAGGAAAAUUAGACAACACACACACACUGAGGCGGAGGAGGAUGCGUGAGUACAAGAUUGUGGUGCUGGGGAGCGGUGGUGUGGGCAAAAGUGCGCUCACGGUGCAGUUUGUCCAGGGAAUCUUCGUGGAGAAGUAUGAUCCAACAAUUGAGGAUAGCUACAGGAAGCAAGUGGAGGUGGAUGCACAGCAGUGCAUGCUGGAGAUUCUCGAUACCGCCGGAACGGAACAAUUUACCGCCAUGAGGGAUUUGUACAUGAAGAAUGGCCAGGGCUUUGUCUUGGUCUACUCCAUCACAGCCCAAUCCACAUUCAAUGACCUGCAGGACUUGCGGGAGCAAAUAUUGCGAGUUAAGGACACCGAUGACGUCCCCAUGGUACUCGUGGGCAAUAAAUGUGAUCUGGAGGAUGAGAGAGUUGUCGGAAAGGAAUUGGGUAAAGGUCUCGCCAGCCAAUUCAAUUGUGCAUUUAUGGAGACGUCAGCCAAAGCUAAAGUUAAUGUAAACGAGAUAUUUUACGACUUAGUACGACAAAUAAACAAAAAAUCACCGGAAAAGAAGCAGAAACAGAAAAAGAAAUCCAUCUGUGUGCUACUAUAAGAGACUUUAAAUUGAUUCUUUAGAUACAAAACAAAAAAAAAGAAGAAAAGAGGAAGAAAAAAAACGGAAAAGUUGAACAAGAUGGCGCAACAGAGUGCAGUAAUAAAUAUUUUGGGAAAUUCGGGAAACAAGAUGAAGAAAAAAUGAAGAACCUUCACACAAGAGUAUUUCUGUUCGAUGUUCCAUUCCUUUCGUGUUAAAUGAGUUUUGAAAAAGAAUAAAAAAUCUCUCUUUUCCCAAAAAAAACUUGUAAUGAUCACACACAAUCCUUUUUGAGAGAAAGAUUCUUUUUUGCGAUUUUUUAUUGCAUUAAUGUGGAGAGCAAUCAUUUGUAUAAAAAAUAAGAAAAUAAGAGAAGAGAGAAAUAUAUUUCAUUGGUAAAAAAAAUAUUUCAUCAUUGGUGAAGAAGAAAAAAAUUAAGAGAGAGAGAGAGAUCCUUUAAGAAGAGUUAAACAAGAAAAAAAAUAUUUAAUGUUGAAGGCUUAAGAAUUAUUAGGAAACACCCCAAAGUGGACGCCGUGGGUCAUCCUUCUAUGCACACGCUCAAUUGUUUUAUCUUAACAUUCUUAUUUUUCUAUUCUGAAAUUGAUAUUUCGUGUAAAAUUGCCCCCAGUAUAAGAGAUAAACAAAAAAAUAUUGAAUUAUACAACCAAGAAACAAAGUGGAAACUUAUGAUUACAAAUAUUAAAUAAAAAUUGAGAGAUAAAAAAUUA
Messenger RNA from Lutzomyia longipalpis, 1692 nucleotides. It is a transcript of the gene Rap1, whose product is annotated as ras-related protein Rap1. The transcript is spliced from 3 exons. NCBI's taxonomy places the organism in Eukaryota, Metazoa, Arthropoda, Insecta, Diptera, Psychodidae. The record is from RefSeq and is a predicted model, not a curated record. Gene Ontology annotation, cellular component: plasma membrane. Gene Ontology annotation, molecular function: GTPase activity; GTP binding; GDP binding. Bases 425 to 979 code for a protein of 184 amino acids. Gene Ontology annotation, biological process: negative regulation of synaptic vesicle exocytosis; cellular response to cAMP; Rap protein signal transduction.